This is a messenger RNA of Symbiodinium necroappetens, 309 nucleotides long. NCBI's taxonomy places the organism in Eukaryota, Dinophyceae, Suessiales, Symbiodiniaceae. The record is from the annotation of a GenBank genome assembly.
AUGCGACCAACGAAUCUCCCUCGGCACCUUCAAGGCUCCACCAACUCGCAGAACCAGCCACUUCGCAAGAAUCUGUCUUUCGAAGCCGGAAUCCGUCGUCUAACAGAAGUACCCGGUCUUGCCGUCGGCGGACCUGCAGAUACGCUCGCCGUAGACAUGGACAGAGCCGAAGUCGGCGUCGAAAGCCGUCCAGGUGGACUCGCCAUGAGGAGCGUCGGAGACACAAUGGUCGGCGCGUUUCCACGUCAAGGUCGAGUCGAAGCAGGACACGGAGACGGCGGCGCGACCGUCGGCGAACUCGACGUCUAA